Molecule: messenger RNA, 2085 nt
Organism: Xyrauchen texanus (razorback sucker)
Lineage: Eukaryota; Metazoa; Chordata; Actinopteri; Cypriniformes; Catostomidae
Gene: dars1
Product: aspartyl-tRNA synthetase 1
Exons: 18
Coding region: 124-1719 (531 amino acids)
Biological process (GO): aspartyl-tRNA aminoacylation
Cellular component (GO): cytosol; aminoacyl-tRNA synthetase multienzyme complex; cytoplasm
Molecular function (GO): RNA binding; ATP binding; aspartate-tRNA ligase activity
Source: RefSeq, a predicted model, not a curated record
CAAAAUACCUCCGCCUCUUUUCCACAUGUCCGGCAUUCCUUCUGACUGAUACUGCACAUUAGCACAACCGAAAUCUCAAACAUCGAGUGCUUUCAUUUCAAUAGAUCGUUUCAGAGCUUAACUAUGACUAAAGACAAUGUUCAAGGAGCUGGCGAGGAGGAGCAGCAGGCCCAAUCAAAGAAAGCCCUGAAGAAACAGCAGAAGGAAGCAGAGAAAGCUGCAAAGAAGGCUGAGAAGCAGGCCAAGCUGUCUGCAGAGCAGCAGGAAACUGAUGAGGAUGACUUUGCCAAGGAUCGCUAUGGAAUCUGUCCUAUGGUCCAGUCUCAGCAGAAACUGGACAGGGCGUUGGUGCGUGUCAAGGAGUUGACACCCGAGAAGGCAGAGCAGCAUAUCUGGGUGCGUGCCAGAAUUCACACCAGCAGAGCUAAAGGGAAGCAGUGCUUUUUGGUCCUGCGCCACCAGCAGUUUACGGUGCAGGCCCUGAUCGCUGUUGGAGAUCGUGCGAGCAAGCAGAUGGUUAAGUUUGCAGCUAACCUCACGAAGGAGAGCAUCAUCGACGUGGAGGCCGUGGUGAAGAAGGUGGACCAGAAGAUCGAGAGCUGCUCUCAGCAGGAUGUGGAGCUUCAUGUGGAGAGGAUCUUUGUGAUCAGCCAAUCUGAGGCCAGACUUCCCCUUCAGCUGGAAGAUGCUGUCAGGCCAGAGGGAGAGGGAGAUGAGGAAGGCAGAGCCACAGUCAACCAGGACACCAGACUGGACAACCGGGUUAUUGAUCUGAGAACCACGACCAGCCAGGCUAUCUUCCGGCUGCAGUCGGGUGUAUGUCAGCUCUUCAGAGACACACUCAUCAACAAGGGCUUUGUGGAGAUCCAGACCCCCAAAAUCAUCUCUGCUGCCAGUGAAGGUGGAGCCAACGUUUUCACCGUCUCCUACUUCAAAACCAGUGCAUACUUGGCCCAGUCCCCACAGCUCUACAAGCAGAUGUGCAUCUGUGCUGAUUUUGACAAAGUCUUCUGUGUCGGACCAGUGUUCAGGGCUGAGGAUUCCAACACUCAUCGGCACUUGACAGAGUUUGUUGGUCUGGAUAUUGAGAUGGCCUUUGAUUACCAUUACCAUGAGGUCAUUGACUCCAUCACCGAGACCAUGGUUCAAAUCUUUAAGGGACUCCGUGACCGGUUCCAGAUAGAGAUCCAGACAGUGAAUAAGCAGUACCCCAGUGAGCCCUUCAAGUUCCUGGAGCCCACACUGAGACUGGAAUACAAGGAGGGAGUGGCAAUGCUCAGAGCUGCUGGGGUGGAAAUGGGGGAUGAAGAUGAUUUGAGCACACCUAACGAAAAACUGCUUGGUCGUCUUGUAAAGGAGAAGUAUGACACUGACUUUUAUGUACUGGAUAAAUACCCCUUGUCUGUGAGACCGUUCUACACCAUGCCUGACCCCAGCAACCCGAAAUACUCCAACUCAUAUGACAUGUUCAUGAGAGGAGAGGAGAUUCUCUCUGGAGCUCAGAGAAUCCACGAUGCCCAUUUGCUGACUGAAAGGGCACAGCACCAUGACAUUGAUCUGGAGAAGAUCAAGGCCUACAUUGAUUCGUUCCGGUAUGGUGCCCCUCCUCACGCUGGUGGUGGCAUAGGCCUGGAGAGAGUGACCAUGCUUUACCUUGGCCUACAUAACAUACGUCAGACCUCCAUGUUCCCCCGUGACCCCAAACGCUUGACCCCAUAAAGAUUGCUGAAGCUGGAUGGCCUCUCAUCUCCCAUACUGACCAACACAGUAGAACCUCUCAGACGUGCCAGGAUGUGGAAGUGCCACUUUGAUUAAUUGUAAUACUUCUCACCAGUGAAUGAUACAGCAGGACUUUAGGGGAAACUAAUAUACUUAAAUUGCAGAAGGGAAUCUGUGUUAACUGUUAAAUGCUGCAGAUGAUGUAGUCACAGAUCAAUGAUGAUCAAAGCAAACUGUUUUAUUAAAACCAUCCUGUAUGUUUAGAUUUUUUUUCUGUUGAUCUAGUGUAUUAUGUUUUUGAGAAGUAAUUGUAAAAUUCUAACAAAUAAUUUAAAACAGCACCUCCACAAUAAAUUUCUAUCCUCU